Messenger RNA from Aegilops tauschii subsp. strangulata, 1244 nucleotides. Its product is annotated as noroxomaritidine/norcraugsodine reductase. Gene Ontology annotation, molecular function: oxidoreductase activity. The record is from RefSeq and is a predicted model, not a curated record. Lineage: Eukaryota; Viridiplantae; Streptophyta; Magnoliopsida; Poales; Poaceae.
UAUCCCUGCGUAUCCGGCCGUCAGAGAUCUCGAGCAGGCAAACAGCUGGGUCUUAGUUAAUUAUCUGCGACGACUUCUGCACCUCCUAUCCGUCAUCCAUCACGUACACGCUAGCUAAGUACUAUGCUAUAAGUAUAAGCUAGCACGGGGAUGUCUCUCAAUUCGUAUCAGUAGCAGCUGUCAACAUAGUUACACGUAGACACGCACACACACGUGGAGCUAGAUAUCGGUCGAUCACCAGUAGGCCGGAGAGGAGAAUUCAUGGCCGCCACCGCCGCAUGCCGGAGCAUGGAGGGGAGAUGGAGUCUUGCCGGCUCCACGGCGCUCGUUACCGGCGGCAGCAAAGGGAUCGGGCAUGCGAUCGUGGAGGAGCUGGCGAUGCUCGGGGCUCGGGUGCACACGUGCUCCCGGAACGCGGCGGAGCUGGAGGAGUGCCGGCGGCGGUGGGAGGACAAGAACCUCCGGGUCACCGUCUCCGUCUGCGACGUGUCCGUGCGCGCCGAGAGGGAGAAGCUCAUGGACACGCUGAGGCAGACCCUGGGCGGGAAGCUGGACAUCCUGGUGAACAACGCGGGGCAGUCCAUGGUGAAGGCGGCGACGGAGUGCACCGGCGAGGACUACGCGCUGGUGAUGGCCACCAACAUCGAGUCGUGCUUCCACCUCGCGCAGCUGGCGCACCCGCUCCUCCUCCGCUCGGCGGGUGGUGGGGCAAGCAGCGUCGUCCACAUCUCCUCCAUCGCCGGCUUCGUCGGCUUCCCGGGCCUCGCCGUCUACUCGAUGACUAAGGGGGCGAUGAACCAGCUCACCCGGAGCCUUGCCGCCGAGUGGGCCGGCGACGGCAUACGCGUGAACUGCGUCGCGCCGGGCGGCAUCAACACUGACAUCGCCAAAGACAUGAUAACGAGGGACCCGGAGAUUGUGAAGAGCCAGGCCACGCAGCUGCCGAUGCAGCGGCUGGGCGAGACGGAGGAGGUGGCAUCGGUGGUGGCCUUCCUCUGCAUGCCAGCGGCGUCCUACAUCACCGGCCAAGUCAUCUGCGUCGACGGCGGACGCACCAUAGCAUAAAAUCGCGCCGAACGUCCUAUACCGAUAAGAAGUCACACAUCGUUCAAAGCUCUUGGACGGAUAAAAAGAUUGCACAGCUAUGUGUCAUUCUCAUUCUCAUAACCAUGUGUGUCAUAGAAAAGACAUAACCAUAUGUGUCAUUCUCAUUCAUGAAUCAUCAAUGAUGUGAAUUUGUCUGC